Molecule: messenger RNA, 344 nt
Organism: Paramecium pentaurelia
Lineage: Eukaryota; Ciliophora; Oligohymenophorea; Peniculida; Parameciidae
Source: the annotation of a GenBank genome assembly
AAUGUAAGAGAACAUCAUAAAAAAGGAGAAGAUAAGAUAAUAUUAGAAAGUUCAUCAACUAUAAAAGGAGUAACUUCAACAUUUAGUCUUUUAAAAGUCCUAUUCCAUAAAAUCUGUAAGCUAUUAUUAUUAUGUAGGCUUCUACACUCUUAGAAAUUAAUUAUGCUACUGCAAAAUCUAUAAUAUCGAAAAUACGAAAAUCAAAAAUAAGAAAAUAUUUUCUAAUCAACAAAAAAUUAAGGCAGUGCCAAUUUAAAAAAAUAGAAUUCUCUACUUCAUAAUUAGAAAUCAAAUCUAUAGUCUCAGGUUUAUUGAUUAGUGAGUGUAUUUAUUAUUUGAAAUGA